GACCGUCCUGCUGCUGCUGCUGCACGAUUCCUCUGGUCUCUAAAUAACCACGGAAAAAAGACACUUUAACCCUCUAACAAAAUGUCUUUCGACGACGACGAUUCAUCUGAUGUUGGACUAAGUGGCCAAACAAAGUUGGAGAGCUUCUUGUUCAGCUGCGAGUUGUCAUCUAAAGUACCGUUUUACACUUUCCAAGCGGAUGAAGAGGAGGACGUGGAGCACUUCCUUGAGCUCAGAACUGCUUGUCUUGGUGAGAGUUCCAAGGAGGAGAGCAAUGUGGUGGAAGUGACGGCCAUGAAUCACCAGGGAAAAACCAUCUCAGUGCCUAUCGCCAACCUUCACAUGAAAUGUUUGCCCAUGGUGAGUCUGGGAGAGUUUGAGCUGAAGGCCCCGGUGACCAUCCGGCUCAGGGCCGGAACAGGACCAGUUGUCGUCAGCGGGCUGCACCUUAUUGCCUCGCGAGUUGAAGACUCUGACCUAUCUGAUGGUGACGACGAUGAGGAGGAAGAAGAGAUGCCUGCCAUUAAACCAGCAAAGAAGAAGCAGAAGCAGUAGGCGGAGAGGUCCCAGAGGGAUUUUUUUUUGAAAUGUCUCACUCA
Messenger RNA from Cololabis saira (Pacific saury), 599 nucleotides. RefSeq names its product nucleophosmin/nucleoplasmin, 3 (gene npm3). Gene Ontology annotation, molecular function: RNA binding; histone binding; chromatin binding. Bases 82 to 555 code for a protein of 157 amino acids. NCBI's taxonomy places the organism in Eukaryota, Metazoa, Chordata, Actinopteri, Beloniformes, Belonidae. Gene Ontology annotation, cellular component: cytoplasm; nucleoplasm; nucleolus. Gene Ontology annotation, biological process: chromatin remodeling. The record is from RefSeq and is a predicted model, not a curated record. The transcript has 5 exons.